AUGGUCGCCGCCAAGGCACAGAGGACACGUCAUCGCGGAUCCCGCGGCGGCAGGAAGCGCGAGCACGAAGGCAGGGAUCAAGGCAGCAAGAGGCCCCGAAGCCCGGAGAGACUUCCUCAGGCUAAAGGACGGGGGAAGGGGCCGACAGCUCCGAAAAAACUGCCUAUCGGGCGCGCGGCCCCAACGGAGGAUGCCAAGGUCGAGGUGGACAUGGCAUUUGACGCACGUGAGGAGGCAGAUGACCAGCAGGUCUACGCAGGGGUGAUCAAGAACAUCAGCCCGGUGAAGGGCCUUGGAUUCAUCGCCUGCCGUGACUCCGAAGUGGUCUUCGGCCGAGACGUCAUCGUCUCUCCAGAGAAUCUCCAGCACUUCGGCGUCGGCGAUCAAGUUAGCUUCCAAGUCUUCGUGGAGGACGGUAAGCCUUUCGGUUACGCACUGGCGAGCAGUGGGGCACCCCCAAUCGGCACGCCAGUGGACACGAGUACGGCGAAGCCUAACUCACCAGAGCGACCUCCACGGCAAAAGCUGGCCCCCAAACCUUCCCUCGUUUCAGCAGCGUCCUCCGUGCCACGGCAGAAGCAUGCUCCCAGCAAGAAGGUGCGGGUGCCGAUCGGGGCCAGCGCGCCAGAGGAUCCCGGUUUGCAAGGCCGGGUGGGCACUGGACCGGCUCAAGAAGCUGGAACACCAGAGGCGGCUCCACCGCGCAAGAAAUUGCCGCGGUACACGCCGCCCACACCAAAGGGCCCAAGCUCCUCUGCGGCACCGCCCCCGGCUCCGGCGAAGCCCUUCACUGCCUUUGGCCCUGCGCCCGCGGCGAAGGCCGAGGCGCCGAAAGCACCACCUCCCGAAGAGCCGGCCCCCAGGAGCUUCCAGGAGCUGUUUGAGAAGGCAAAGUCCCAGAUGAAGCAGCUCGAGGCCAAGCGAGCUGGAGCCGAUCGGCGGGCUGCCGAGGCAGUGGCGCCUCCUGCGCUGAAGGCUACCUCACCUGCGCCGAAGGCUUCGUCUCCGAGCCCUGCGGCGAAGGGUAGACUGGUCCUUCCGCCGCGGCCAAGAGGUUCCCCGAAACUCUUGGCCAAGCCGCCCCCACCUCCGCCUGAGGCGACAGUGAAGGAAGAACUGGAGCAGGAGCCCGAGAUAGAUCUGGGUCAGCCGAAGGCUCCUUCUCUCCCUGUACCGCCGCCCCGGGCACAGAUGCAGCAGGGAUGGGAGUUGGCCACCCGACCGCCAGCGGCUUCCUUCAUCCCCCAAGAGAAAGACAUGGGCCAGCCAAAGGUUCCCGCUCCGCCACCACCUGUGCCUCCACCACAGGCCCCGACGGCGUCUCUGAGCCGAAUCAGGGCUGUGGCGGAGGCAUUGCCCAUGCCAGCUGGAGAAGAGGUGCUUCUACUUGAUGUUGUGCCAUCCAGUGCGCUGUUGGUUGAGUCGCUGCGUGAGUCCAUUCUGGCGAGGCCUGGCAUUCGCCAGCUGAACUUCGCACAGCCAGCAGGCUAUUCCAUGGCUCCCUGGCGUGCGGAAGUGGUCGGCAGCCCGGGCGCUUUGGAAGAGGUCGAGAUCUUCUUGGAGAACACUUUGGAGCACGGCUCGGUCACUCUCGCCGGCUAUGAGGCUGGCCCCGGAAGCUCUACGAAG
This is a messenger RNA of Symbiodinium sp. CCMP2456, 1629 nucleotides long. The record is from the annotation of a GenBank genome assembly. Lineage: Eukaryota; Dinophyceae; Suessiales; Symbiodiniaceae.